Danio rerio (zebrafish) is the source of this 810-nucleotide messenger RNA. The record is from RefSeq and is a predicted model, not a curated record. NCBI's taxonomy places the organism in Eukaryota, Metazoa, Chordata, Actinopteri, Cypriniformes, Danionidae.
AUGGCGUCAAAGGAAGAGAUGGAAAUGCUUGUUCAUGCCUUCGUCUCUUCUAGAUUGGAUUAUUGUAAUGUUCUGUUCACUUGUCUGAACAAAUCCUCAAUGGAGCGAUUGCAGGUUUUGCAGAAUGCAGCUGCUAGGCUUUUAACCAGCACCACACACACACACACAGAGAGAGACAAACACACAGCUGUCUCUCACACUGACCAGAACAAUGUGAAUCCCUCUGGAUCCAGGCGUGUUUCCUCUUCUCUCCACACCGAGUCUGUCGCUUUUCCUCUGGAAAAAAAAGCCGGACCUCCCUCCACACCUCCUCCUCCUCCUGUCCGCUCCUCACGCCAGAACUGCGGACAAUUCCUCAAAUUCCAGCCUUCCUCGCGCGCUUGCACACACUCGAGCAGAUAUUUACCGCCAAAACACCUCACACAGGAUUGCACAUCAGCCCAUUUCCAGACCUGGAAAAUCCUGUGUUUUCCCAGCCACGGCCUCUUCCAGAUCGUCCUCAGUGUUCGGCGGGGCGUUUGUGUCUCUCCCUCCAGCACCCUGUCGUCCGAGUGGGCAUCGGCGUCCUCCCCGGGGGCCGCCAGCGAGGACUUGAGCGAGGGAUUGGACAAGCCCCUGGAGAACGAUGCCGAGGGCGUGUGGAGUCCAGACAUCGAGCAGAGCUUUCAGGAGGCGCUGGCCAUCUACCCACCCUGCGGACGCCGCAAGAUCAUUCUCUCUGAUGAGGGCAAGAUGUACGGACGGAAUGAGCUGAUUGCGCGCUACAUUAAGCUUCGAACAGGAAAGACAAGGACCAGGAAACAGGUAUAG